CACCUUUCAUUGUAGAAAAAAAAGAAAAGAAAAUAUCGUAAAAUAUUCGUAAUUAGUGAAUUUUGUCAAAUAAAUUAGAAUAAUGAGUAUAAUAACGAUAAAUAUGGCAAAAAAUUCUAUUGUUGUCAGCCAAGAGCUACGCGCCUGCCGCGGGUGCUUGAAAACCGAAUGUCUAUUGUAUAAUUUGAAAGGCGAAAUCGCAAAAGUUUUUACUGAAUUAAUUGGUGAUCCAAUUAUACCAUCGGAUGUCUAUCCGAAGCACGUCUGCUGUACGUGCUUGGCUUUCCUCCAGAAGUUUAAGAGGUUCCGUCACAGAUGCCAUGAAACUAUGAUCUGUAUGAAACGACUGGUGAAGGCGAAGUGUUUGACACUGAGCAAUGUGAAUAAGCUAAACAAAGCGUUGAUAACACAACCUCUCACUCAGACGCAAACUGAGACAGAUAUGUACGAACCCAGCAACGAUAUGUAUCUGUACAUGACCGGCUCACAAGUACAGGUAUAUACGGCUGAACAAGAGGGCACAUUCACUCCAGUUGUGGUCUUACCGAGCCCCACAGAUCUGAACAUGACCAAAGCUCAAGCUGAAAGUAUCGCUAGACAGAGACAAGUAAUCACAGCUCUACCUGCUGUCGAUACGAAUGCACCACUCGAGACUGUUAUGUUGAAAACUAAUCAGUUAAAAGACGGCGCACACGCUUCGAAUAGUACGCAUGAUACAUCUGAUGAUUUAAGAAAAAUAAGAAAAGCUAGAAAUGAAAUCAAUGAUGCAACAGCAACUGACCCGUUAGAAAGUAGGCCUAACUCACUCACUGGUGAUAUUAGUGAAAUUAAAAUAGAAACUAAUGAUUUGCCUGACAAUGAAGAAAUGAUCAGUGGUGACAUAGAUACAAACUUGGCUAAUCUAUCAUUAUUACGAAAUGCACUAACUCGAGAUAGUACAAAGGUUUUAAGAGAUGACGAAAUGGUUUUUUUAAAUGCAGCAGUUCGGAGAGACCGCACCGUUGACAACACAAUAGGUGCAAUAACUAGUACUGUUAAUGCUGAAGGUGUUAAGGUUAAUAGGAAUAAUUAUACAAAGGUUAAUAGGAAUAAUUAUACAACAGCAGAUAAGAAGAAUUUAAAUGAUGAAACAAUUACAAGCAAUGUGAACAUUCCACGAAGUGAAUCUAUAGUUAAUAAAAUUAAAUUUGAGAAUGAAGAUAUUGUAAAGGAAGAGAAUUUGAUACACCCUGUUGAUGAAGAUGACGCCACAGAACCCGAGAUAAUCGAUAAAGAUAUAAUUUUGAGUCUCCCUAAUUUAACAUUGUUACAAGAUACUGUAACUGACGAAGGGAAUUUAGAAAUACCUUUAUUAGAUGCUGUGGAGAAAGAUAAACUGUUAAACAACACAAAUAGCGUAGAAACUAGUCUUGUUAAUGUAAUCGAUAGUGUUAAAGAAGGCAGUGAUAAUUUAGCAGAUAAGAAUAAUCAACAAAUUAGAAUUAAUGAUGUUCCACCUGACGUUUCCACAGUGGAAAUAAAAACAGAAAUAGACGACAUAAUCAAAGAAGAGAAUUUAAUCCACCCUGUUGAUGAUAAUGAUGAUGUAAAUUCUGAGACAAGUAACAAGGAUAUUGCAGAAGCUAAGAAAGUGACUUCGGAUAAUAUUGUGAUGGAUCUUAUUUCUUCAUCGUCAAGUGACUGCAGUGAUGAUGAGAGUACUGAGACUGCUUUUUCAUCAGACAACGAAAAUUGUGUUAUAUCUGAUAAUGAUGAUGAUUCGUCUCCGCUACCUGGAGUAUGUAACAUAGCACCCAUAGAAGAAAUAAUGGUCAAUGAAGUCGAUCUCACUAAACAUGAUGAUGAUGAAGAUACCCAUGCAAAAACAAACGGUGAAAUAUAUAAAAAAGUAAUAAGAAGAAAAGAAAGAAAUGCAAACAUAAAAGCACGGACAAUAGACAAUAAAACUGAAGAGCCACAACCACCACAAAUUGAAACUAUAAUAGUGAAUGAAGUUGACCUCACUGCGUUUGAUGAUGAUGAUGAUGAAAUAAAUAGAAAUAAUGAUCAAGAAGAAAAAGCCCAAAGUAACGUUGACGAAAAUGCCGAGCACAAGACAAGUAAAGAAAAUGAAGGAGUUACGGAAGCCAGGAAAAAUGGACUUAACACUGAAGAAAAUUCUCAUUUUGUCUAUGAAAACGCCUAUGAUACAGACAGUGACAACGAAAGUGGAGAUUUGCCAUACUGCCUCGCCGGUUUGAACAGAAAUAUUUACCAGAAAGACAGUAAGCGCAACUUCUCAGAGCCCAAACCUUUAAUUAAAAAACGAAAAUCGGGAGAUGGUAACACCGGUGCAGCUAAAGUCAGAAAAAAGGAUGAAUAAAGGAGUAAUGAUAUAUAUAUAUGAGGAGCUCGGUGGCGCAGCGGUUAACGCGCUCGGUCUGCGAUUGUUGAAGUUAAGCAACUUUCGCAAAGGCCGGUCAUAGGAUGGGUGACCACAAAAAAAAAAGUUUACAUCUCGAGCUCCUCUGUGCAUACACCCCGCCCACGACUUUCAACUACUGGUCACUUGAUUGUUUGCAAACAAACACGUCACGUUGCGCGUCAUAGUAGAUAAAUAAUUGAAAAAGUUUGUUAUUUACCAAUGGCUGUAUACUCGUUAUCAAAUAACCGAGUUAUUCGGCCGAGUACGAGUAUCAAAAACCCGCUGAGUAUGCAGAGUACCGAGUAUCAAACGAGUACUCGGCCCAUCUCUAGUAAAAAGUAACUGAUUUGACUGGUUGAACACUGGCCUAUUACAGCUGGUUGGUGCAGAAAUAAAAAUGCCUCGUUCAUAAUUACA
Messenger RNA from Pectinophora gossypiella (pink bollworm), 2821 nucleotides. RefSeq names its product AP2/ERF domain-containing protein PFD0985w-like. The transcript has 5 exons. The record is from RefSeq and is a predicted model, not a curated record. Bases 83 to 2362 code for a protein of 759 amino acids. Gene Ontology annotation, cellular component: nucleus. Gene Ontology annotation, molecular function: zinc ion binding. Lineage: Eukaryota; Metazoa; Arthropoda; Insecta; Lepidoptera; Gelechiidae.